Molecule: messenger RNA, 453 nt
Organism: Gongylonema pulchrum
Lineage: Eukaryota; Metazoa; Nematoda; Chromadorea; Rhabditida; Gongylonematidae
Source: the annotation of a GenBank genome assembly
AUGCCACGUUCCGGACCUGGACGAGCUUCAUCAACACGACGUCCAACACUACUUGGGAAGAAGGACAAGGGUAAGGUGUUGAUGGAGCAUCGAAGGCCAUCGCUUGUUGCGCUCGAACCAGAAGUUGCCGUAGGAGGGAAUGUACCCGAUGAUGAUAUUCGAGUAAUGGCCGAGCUCAGCGACAAGAUCGAUGAAUUCUACUAUGCGGUACGAAUUUUCCCGGGACAAGAUCCGGCCAGUGUUUGGGUUGGCUGGGUGACACCGAAAUAUCAUUUCUACUCGGAACGUUUCAAAACCGGUGAAGCUGUAAGGCGAUGCAAAUAUCAGGAUGCGGAUAAACGAGAGAAUGAUGCCGAAUGGUUGGUUGAUUUUGGUGCCAAAAUCGAAACGAUAUCUGGACGAUUGAAUUUGUAUUUGUUUCUAUUUGCAUAUUGGGAAAAUUCAGGAAUAUGA